CCUGCCGUGGAAGGGGUAGAGGAGAUGAAAAUCUGCUCUGCCAUCAUAAACCUUUUUCAUCUGAUCCCAGCUGCGCCCCAGACUCUGGUCAAGCCUUUGCUAGAGGUCGUGAUGAAAACCGAACGGGCCAUGUUGAUUGAGGCUGGCAGUCCCUUCAGAGAACCUCUGAUCAAGUUCCUGACGCGCCACCCCUCGCAGACAGUGGAGCUGUUCAUGAUGGAGGCGACGCUGAACGACCCCCAGUGGAGCCGGAUGUUCAUGAGUUUCUUAAAACACAAAGAUGCCAAACCUCUUCGAGACGUGCUGGCGGCCAACCCCAACCGGUUCAUCACACUGCUGCUGCCCGGCGGCACCCAGACCGCGGUGCGCCCCGGCUCGCCGAGCACCAGCACGCUGCGGCUGGACCUGCAGUUCCAGGCCGUCAAGAUCAUCAGUAUCAUCGUUAAAAACGAGGAUUCCUGGCUAGCCAGUCAGCACUCCCUGGUGAGCCAGCUGAGGCGCGUGUGGGUCAGUGAAACCUUCCAAGAAAGACACCGGAAGGAGAACAUGGCGGCCACCAACUGGAAGGAGCCCAAGCUGCUGGCCUACUGUCUGCUGAAUUACUGCAAGAAGAAUUACGGAGAUAUCGAGCUGCUGUUCCAGCUGCUCCGGGCCUUCACGGGUCGCUUCCUCUGCAACAUGACCUUCCUAAAGGAGUACAUGGAGGAGGAGAUUCCCCAAAACUACAACAUCGCCCAGAAACGGGCCCUGUUUUUUCGCUUUGUGGACUUCAAUGACCCCAACUUCGGAGAUGAGCUGAAAGCCAAGGUUCUGCAGCAUAUCUUGAAUCCUGCUUUCUUAUACAGCUUUGAGAAGGGGGAAGGAGAGCAGCUCCUAGGACCUCCCAAUCCAGAAGGCGAUAACCCCGAGAGCAUCACCAGUGUGUUCAUUACCAAGGUCUUGGAGCCCGAGAAGCAGGCAGACAUGCUGGACUCGCUGCGCAUCUACCUGCUGCAGUUUGCCACGCUGCUGGUGGAGCACGCGCCCCACCACAUCCACGACAACAACAAGAACCGCAACAGCAAGCUGCGCCGCCUCAUGACCUUCGCGUGGCCCUGCCUGCUGUCCAAGGCCUGUGUGGACCCCGCCUGCAAGUACAGCGGGCACCUGCUGCUGGCCCACAUCAUCGCCAAGUUCGCCAUCCACAAGAAGAUCGUCCUGCAGGUGUUCCACAGUCUCCUCAAGGCGCACGCGAUGGAAGCGCGCGCCAUUGUCAGGCAGGCGAUGGCCAUCCUGACCCCAGCGGUGCCGGCCCGGAUGGAGGACGGGCACCAGAUGCUGACCCACUGGACGAGGAAGAUCAUCGUGGAGGAGGGCCACACGGUCCCGCAGCUGGUCCACAUUCUGCAUCUGAUCGUGCAGCACUUCAAGGUGUACUACCCCGUGCGGCACCACCUCGUGCAGCACAUGGUGAGCGCCAUGCAGCGGCUGGGCUUCACGCCCAGCGUCACCAUCGAGCAGCGGCGGCUGGCCGUGGACCUGUCUGAGGUUGUCAUCAAGUGGGAGCUGCAGCGGAUCAAGGACCAGCAGCCCGAUUCAGACAUGGACCCGAACUCGAGUGGAGAAGGGGUCACCUCCGUCUCAUCUUCCAUCAAGAGAGGCCUGUCAGUGGACUCUGCGCAGGAGGUGAAGCGCUUCAGGACUGCCACGGGCGCCAUCAGCACGGUGUUUGGGCGCAGCCAGUCUCUGCCGGGCGCCGACUCCCUGCUCGCCAAGCCCAUUGACAAGCAGCACGCGGACACCGUGGUGAACUUCCUCAUCCGCGUGGCCUGUCAGGUUAACGACAACACCAGUGCGGCGGGCUCUCCUGGGGAGGUGCUGUCCCGCCGGUGUGUGACCCUCCUGAAGACGGCCUUGCGCCCGGACAUGUGGGCCAAGUCGGAGCUCAAGCUGCAGUGGUUCGACAAGCUGCUGAUGAGUGUGGAGCAGCCGACCCAGGUGAACUACGGGAACAUCUGCACCGGCCUGGAAGUGCUGAGCUUCCUGCUCACCGUCCUGCAGCCGCCCGCCAUCCUCAGCAGCUUCAAGCCCCUGCAGCGCGGCGUGGCCGCCUGCAUGACGUGCGGGAACACCAAGGUGCUGCGGGCCGUGCACAGCCUGCUGUCCCGCCUCAUGAGCCUCUUCCCCACCGAGCCCAGCACUUCCAGCGUGGCCUCCAAGUACGAGGAGCUGGAGUGCCUGUACGCGGCCGUGGGCAAGGUCAUCUACGAGGGGCUCACCAACUACGAGAAGGCCACCAGCGCCAACCCCUCCCAGCUCUUCGGGACCCUGAUGAUCCUCAAGUCCGCCUGCAGCAACAACCCGAGCUACAUCGACAGGCUGAUCUCGGUCUUCAUGCGCUCCCUGCAGAAGAUGGUGCGCGAGCACCUGAGCCCGCAGGCCGCCUCGGGCAGCACGGAAGCCGCCUCAGGGACCAGUGAGCUGGUGAUGCUAAGUCUGGAGCUGGUGAAGACUCGCCUGGCCGUGAUGAGCAUGGAGAUGAGGAAGAACUUCAUUCAGGCCAUCCUGACCUCCCUCAUUGAGAAAUCCCCCGAUGCCAAAAUCCUCCGGUCCGUGGUGAAAAUUGUGGAAGAAUGGGUUAAAAACAACUCCCCGAUGGCAGCCAAUCAGACACCUACACUCCGGGAGAAGUCCAUUUUGCUUGUGAAAAUGAUGACCUACAUAGAAAAGCGUUUUCCAGAAGACCUUGAACUAAACGCCCAGUUUUUAGACCUUGUUAACUACGUCUACAGGGAUGAGACGCUGUCGGGCAGCGAGCUGACCGCAAAGCUUGAGCCAGCCUUUCUCUCGGGGCUGCGCUGUGCCCAGCCGCUCAUCAGGGCCAAGUUUUUCGAAGUUUUCGACAACUCGAUGAAGCGUCGCGUCUACGAGCGCCUGCUCUACGUGACCUGCUCCCAGAACUGGGAGGCCAUGGGGAACCACUUCUGGAUCAAGCAGUGCAUUGAGCUCCUCCUGGCCGUGUGUGAGAAGAGCACGCCCAUCGGGACCAGCUGCCAGGGCGCCAUGCUGCCCUCCAUCACCAAUGUCAUCAACCUGGCCGACAGCCACGACCGCGCGGCCUUCGCCAUGGUGACGCACGUCAAGCAGGAGCCCCGGGAGCGCGAGAACAGCGAGUCCAAGGAGGAGGAUGUAGAGAUUGAUAUUGAACUGGCUCCUGGAGAUCAGACCAGCACGCCCAAAACCAAAGAGCUGUCUGAGAAGGACAUUGGAAACCAGCUGCACAUGUUAACCAACAGACAUGACAAAUUUCUUGAUACGCUCCGGGAAGUGAAGACGGGAGCCCUGCUCAGCGCCUUCGUCCAGCUCUGCCACAUCUCCACCACGCUGGCCGAGAAGACGUGGGUCCAGCUCUUCCCCAGGCUGUGGAAGAUCCUGUCUGACAGACAGCAGCAUGCUCUGGCGGGCGAGAUCAGCCCUUUCCUGUGCAGUGGCAGCCACCAGGUGCAGCGGGACUGCCAGCCCAGCGCCCUCAACUGCUUCGUGGAGGCCAUGUCCCAGUGCGUGCCGCCCAUCCCCAUCCGGCCCUGCGUCCUCAAGUACCUGGGCAAGACCCACAACCUCUGGUUCCGCUCCACCUUGAUGCUGGAGCACCAGGCCUUCGAGAAGGGGCUGAGCCUGCAGAUCAAGCCCAAGCAGACAGCCGAGUUCUAUGAGCAGGAGAGCAUCACUCCACCCCAGCAGGAGAUCCUGGACUCCCUUGCGGAGCUCUACUCUCUGCUGCAAGAGGAAGACAUGUGGGCGGGCUUGUGGCAGAAGCGCUGCAAGUACUCGGAGACGGCCACGGCCAUCGCCUACGAGCAGCACGGCUUCUUUGAGCAGGCGCAAGAGUCGUAUGAAAAGGCGAUGGAUAAAGCCAAGAAGGAACACGAGAGGAGCAACGCUUCCCCUGCCAUUUUCCCAGAGUACCAGCUUUGGGAGGACCACUGGAUCCGGUGUUCUAAGGAGCUGAACCAGUGGGAAGCCUUGACGGAGUACGGCCAGUCCAAAGGUCACAUCAACCCUUACCUGGUCCUGGAGUGUGCUUGGCGGGUGUCCAACUGGACCGCCAUGAAGGAGGCGCUGGUGCAGGUAGAGGUGAGCUGUCCGAAGGAGAUGGCCUGGAAGGUCAACAUGUACCGCGGGUACCUGGCUAUCUGCCACCCCGAGGAGCAGCAGCUGAGCUUCAUCGAGCGCCUGGUGGAGAUGGCCAGCAGCCUGGCCAUCCGCGAGUGGCGGCGGCUGCCCCACGUGGUGUCGCACGUGCACACGCCCCUGCUCCAGGCAGCCCAGCAAAUCAUCGAGCUUCAGGAGGCUGCUCAGAUUAACGCAGGCUUGCAGCCCACCAACCUGGGGAGGAACAACAGCCUGCACGACAUGAAGACGGUGGUGAAGACGUGGCGGAACCGGCUGCCCAUCGUGUCGGACGACCUGUCCCACUGGAGCAGCGUGUUCAUGUGGCGGCAGCAUCAUUACCAGGCUAUUGUAACUGCAUAUGAAAACAGUUCUCAGCACGACCCAAGUUCCAACAAUGCUAUGCUUGGGGUUCACGCGUCGGCUUCAGCGAUUAUCCAAUAUGGAAAAAUUGCCCGGAAGCAGGGCCUGGUCAAUGUGGCUCUGGAUAUAUUAAGUCGUAUCCACACCAUUCCAACUGUCCCUAUUGUGGAUUGCUUCCAGAAGAUUCGACAGCAGGUCAAAUGCUACCUCCAGCUGGCAGGCGUCAUGGGCAAGAACGAGUGUAUGCAGGGUCUUGAAGUUAUUGAAUCUACAAACUUAAAAUACUUCACGAAAGAGAUGACGGCUGAAUUUUAUGCACUGAAGGGGAUGUUCUUGGCUCAGAUUAACAAGUCUGAGGAAGCGAACAAAGCGUUCUCUGCGGCCGUGCAGAUGCACGACGUGCUGGUGAAAGCCUGGGCCAUGUGGGGCGACUACCUGGAGAACAUCUUCGUCAAGGAGCGGCAGCUGCAUCUCGGCGUGUCCGCCAUCACCUGCUACCUGCACGCGUGCCGGCACCAGAACGAGAGCAAGUCGAGGAAGUACCUGGCCAAGGUGCUGUGGCUCCUGAGUUUUGACGAUGACAAGAACACCCUGGCAGAUGCCGUGGACAAGUACUGCAUUGGCGUGCCGCCCAUCCAGUGGCUGGCCUGGAUCCCGCAGCUGCUCACCUGUCUGGUCGGCUCUGAGGGAAAGCUGCUUUUGAACCUGAUUAGCCAGGUGGGACGCGUGUAUCCCCAGGCUGUAUACUUCCCCAUCCGGACCCUGUACCUGACGCUGAAGAUAGAGCAGCGGGAGCGCUACAAGAGCGAUUCUGGACAGCAGCAGCCAAGUUCAGUGGGUAACCAGUCCCAUUCUGCAUCAGAUCCAGGGCCCAUAAGAGCCACGGCCCCCAUGUGGCGCUGCAGCCGUAUCAUGCACAUGCAGCGGGAGCUGCACCCGACGCUGCUGUCUUCCCUGGAAGGCAUCGUCGACCAGAUGGUCUGGUUCCGGGAGAACUGGCACGAGGAGGUCCUCAGGCAGCUCCAGCAGGGCCUGGCCAAGUGCUACUCCGUGGCAUUUGAGAAGAGCGGAGCGGUGUCGGACGCCAAGAUCACGCCGCACACCCUCAACUUCGUCAAGAAGCUGGUGAGCACGUUCGGGGUGGGCCUGGAGAACGUGUCCAACGUCUCCACGAUGUUCUCCAGCGCCGCCUCCGAGUCCCUGGCCCGGCGCGCCCAGGCCACCGCCCAGGACCCCGUCUUCCAGAAACUGAAGGGCCAGUUCACCACCGAUUUUGACUUCAGUGUUCCAGGAUCCAUGAAGCUUCAUAAUCUGAUUUCCAAACUGAAAAAGUGGAUCAAAAUCCUGGAGGCUAAAACCAAGCAGCUUCCAAAAUUCUUCCUCAUUGAAGAGAAGUGCCGGUUUCUGAGCAACUUCUCGGCACAGACGGCCGAGGUGGAAAUUCCCGGGGAGUUUCUGAUGCCAAAGCCAACACAUUACUACAUCAAGAUCGCUCGGUUCAUGCCCCGGGUGGAGAUCGUGCAGAAGCACAACACGGCGGCCAGGAGGCUCUACAUCCGCGGGCACAACGGCAAGAUCUACCCGUACCUGGUCAUGAACGACGCCUGCCUGACUGAGUCACGGCGGGAGGAGCGCGUGCUGCAGCUGCUGCGCCUGCUCAACCCCUGCCUAGAGAAGCGGAAGGAGACCACCAAGAGGCACCUGUUCUUCACAGUCCCCCGCGUGGUGGCCGUGUCCCCACAGAUGCGCCUGGUGGAGGACAACCCCUCCUCGCUGUCGCUGGUGGAGAUCUACAAGCAGCGCUGCGCCAAGAAGGGCAUCGAGCAUGACAACCCCAUCUCGCGCUACUACGACCGCCUGGCCACGGUGCAGGCGCGCGGGACGCAGGCCAGCCACCAGGUCCUUCGCGACAUCCUCAAGGAGGUUCAGAGCAACAUGGUGCCCCGCAGCAUGCUCAAGGAGUGGGCCCUGCACACCUUCCCCAACGCCACCGACUACUGGACCUUCCGCAAGAUGUUCACCAUCCAGCUGGCACUCAUCGGCUUCGCAGAGUUCGUCCUGCACCUCAACAGACUCAACCCCGAGAUGCUGCAGAUCGCGCAGGACACGGGCAAGCUGAACGUGGCCUACUUCCGAUUUGACAUAAACGACGCCACUGGGGACUUGGAUGCCAACCGCCCUGUCCCUUUCCGCCUCACACCCAACAUCUCCGAAUUUCUAACCACCAUCGGCGUCUCCGGCCCCUUGACCGCGUCCAUGAUCGCUGUCGCCCGCUGCUUCGCCCAGCCCAACUUCAAGGUGGACGGCAUCCUGAAAACCGUGCUGCGGGACGAGAUCAUUGCCUGGCACAAGAAGACGCAGGAGGACACGUCGUCCCCGCUGUCAGCCGCCGGGCAGCCCGAGAACAUGGACAGCCAGCAGCUGGUCUCCCUGGUUCAGAAGGCCGUCACGGCCAUCAUGACCCGCCUGCACAACCUCGCCCAGUUCGAGGGUGGGGAGAGCAAAGUCAACACCCUGGUGGCCGCCGCCAACAGCCUGGACAACCUGUGCCGCAUGGACCCCGCCUGGCACCCUUGGCUGUGAGCUCGGCUGCGUCGGCGGGGUGGGGCGGUUCCCGACGGUCGGGGGCUGAGCGUCAGGAAGGCCAGGCAAGUCCAGGUGGGAGCGGAGACCAACCUGCAGCUUUUAAAGCAGCCUUCAGAGAAGCCAGGAUCUCUCUGUGAAUUCUUUUCUAUCGACUUCCUCCCUCGUGUGAAUGUACAGAUAGAACUGUAGGAAACGCUUCCUUGUCGUCGUUUUUAACUUUCGGAGGUGAUACCUCCUAGGAGCUUCAGGCUUUUGUACAGAGCUUUGUACCAAGUGUACAGAAAACCCACUUUGUUAGAGAAACAGGAAAUUAUGAAGACAGCGUGCUGGGUUUUCUCUAAGCACAGACUUCCAGGCUGCGGGGAAGCAGCCUUAGAACCUCCCAGCACGGCUGGCGUGGAUGGAGAGGUGGGGGCUGCCCGCCCUGCGUUUGGAGUCGGAUUCCUCGGGGCCUGCAGAGCCGGAGAGUGAGCGCGACCCUUGCUGUUCCGCUGCUCUUCGGCUGUCUUCUCGAUAUUUACUAUCACUGUACCUGGAAAAAAACAUUUUCCCCUCUUAAUUUAAAAAGAAGCAACGAAGAUUUGUUUGUUACCUCCAAUCUGUUCUGUUCACAUUUUUAUGAGCCUUGAGAACGUUCUAUCUAAAUUUGUACAGUGUGAAUUUUUUAGAAUAAAUAUUUUAUCAAAGGA
Bubalus bubalis (water buffalo) is the source of this 7787-nucleotide messenger RNA. It is a transcript of the gene TRRAP, whose product is annotated as transformation/transcription domain associated protein. NCBI's taxonomy places the organism in Eukaryota, Metazoa, Chordata, Mammalia, Artiodactyla, Bovidae. The record is from RefSeq and is a predicted model, not a curated record. Gene Ontology annotation, molecular function: protein binding; transcription coregulator activity. Gene Ontology annotation, cellular component: NuA4 histone acetyltransferase complex; nucleus; SAGA complex. Gene Ontology annotation, biological process: DNA repair; regulation of DNA-templated transcription.